Rhinolophus ferrumequinum (greater horseshoe bat) is the source of this 5435-nucleotide messenger RNA. RefSeq names its product ubiquitin specific peptidase 53 (gene USP53). The transcript is spliced from 16 exons. Gene Ontology annotation, biological process: sensory perception of sound; response to auditory stimulus; protein deubiquitination. The coding region runs from base 718 to 4065 and encodes 1115 amino acids. Gene Ontology annotation, molecular function: cysteine-type deubiquitinase activity. The record is from RefSeq and is a predicted model, not a curated record. Gene Ontology annotation, cellular component: cell-cell junction. NCBI's taxonomy places the organism in Eukaryota, Metazoa, Chordata, Mammalia, Chiroptera, Rhinolophidae.
CGAGCCGAGGAGCCCGGCCGCCUGUGCUCCAGUUCGCGGCGAGCGUCGGGGCCGGUGGCGGCGGUCGGCGUGGCAGCCUGGUGUCCGCGUGAGGCGUUGCUGGGCCAGCGGAGGUAGCGCCGUGGGAGUGGGAGGCCCGGAUUUCUGGGGCUGGACCGCACGCUGCUCUGGCUGCCAGCGCAGAGCGCAGGUUUGCUUUGAGGUCACAUGGAUAUGAAAUGUGGAGUCACCUUUGAUAACUUUGCCCGGGAAGGGAAAGAGAAGAGCCUUCUUUCUUCUUAAAAGACCAUAAGGAAAGGAAAUGACCAAAGGAAUCAUGCCAGACGCUAACUCUCCAUCUUUUUUAAACCAUCAAGGCAAAUGGCUUGUGCAUUAAAGACAAUGAUUUGUUCACCAACAUUAUUUUUAGCAGUUUAAAAGAAAAUUGUUUUCAUCUUAAACUAUACAAGUCUCAUAAAAUUUAACACAUAUAAAAAUGUGUAAGGCCUCGUUUAAAAUAGCUUUCGUUUUUUAGCUUUUAGAACCAUGUACCUUGUUUUUACUUGACAAAGCCCUUAAAUUCACAGCAUCAGGAGAGCUAUGGACUUGGAAACUUACCUUAUUCUAAUAGACUGCAGUGAAUGCAAGUGGACAGUUCAAGAUCCCAAUCAUUUCAUCAUCAGAAAUACCACAUGAGCAUAUAAUCCUUAGCUUUCAUGAAAACACAGUUGCUUGAAAAUGGCCUGGGUGAAAUUCUUACGGAAGCCUGGUGGCAACCUUGGAAAAGUCUACCAGCCUGGGAGCAUGUUGUCCCUAGCGCCCACCAAAGGCUUGUUAAAUGAGCCAGGGCAGAACAGCUGCUUUCUGAACAGUGCUGUACAGGUUUUAUGGCAGUUGGAUAUAUUCCGAAGAAGCUUACGGGUUCUGACUGGACAUGUCUGUCAGGGAGAUGCCUGCAUAUUUUGUGCAUUGAAGACAAUAUUUGCGCAGUUUCAGCACAGUCGGGAGAAAGCCCUGCCCUCGGAUAACAUCAGGCACGCGCUGGCGGAGAGCUUCCGGGACGAGCAGCGGUUCCAGCUGGGCCUCAUGGACGACGCCGCUGAGUGCUUUGAAAAUAUAUUGGAGAGGAUCCAUUUUCACAUAGUGCCAAGCAGAGACGCAGACAUGUGCACGUCUAAGUCCUGUGUCACUCACCGGAAGUUUGCUAUGACUUUGUACGAGCAGUGUGUGUGUCGUAGCUGUGGCGCGUCAUCGGAUCCUCUGCCUUUUACAGAAUUUGUGCGGUACAUUUCAACAACAGCCCUAUGCAAUGAAGUUGAAAGAAUGAUGGAAAGGCAUGAACGUUUUAAGCCUGAAAUGUUUGCAGAAUUGCUGCAAGCAGCAAAUACUACUGAUGACUAUAGGAAAUGCCCUAGUAACUGUGGCCAAAAAAUAAAAAUCCGCCGUGUUUUAAUGAAUUGCCCCGAGAUUGUGACAAUCGGUCUAGUCUGGGAUUCUGAGCAUUCUGACUUGACCGAAGACGUUGUUCGGAAUCUAGCAACACACCUUCACCUCCCUGGGCUUUUUUAUAGGGUUACUGAUGAAAAUGCCAAAAAUAGUGAACUUCACCUUGUCGGUCUCAUCUGCUACACCAGCCGCCAUUACUGUGCCUUUGCAUUCCAUACCAAGAGUUCCAAAUGGGUAUUUUUUGAUGAUGCAAAUGUGAAAGAGGUUGGAACCAGAUGGAAAGACGUGAUGACCAAGUGCAUCCGAUGCCACUUCCAGCCCCUGCUUCUGUUCUACGCAAACCCCGAUGGCACGGCCGUUUCUACUGAAGAUGCGCUCAGGCAGGUCAUCAACUGGUCACAUUAUAAAUCCGUUGCAGAGAAUAUGGGAUGUGAAAAGCCCUCAAUUUAUAAGUCAGAUAAUUCAAAAGAAAAUGGAUUUGGUGAUCAGGCAAAACAGAGAGAAAAUCAGAAAUCUCAAACAGCUAAUAUUUCAUCAAUUAGUCGGAGCUACAUUCAAACAAGUGGUGGUAAAGGACCAGUUAAGCUAAGUCACAAUGAUCAAAGGGAAAAAAUCAAAGAUAUUUCUAGAGAAUGUGCUCUAAAAGCCAUUGAACAGAAAAACUUACUUUCCUCACAAAGGAGAGAUUUGGAGAGGGGACAAAGAAGAGAUUUGGGUCGACACAGAGAUCUGGUUGAUGAAGACCUUCCACAUUCCAAGUCUGGGUCACCUCCUGCCCCCAAUGGCUUUAGACAAUAUGGCGGUCCACAUCUGUAUCACAGUCAAGGAAGAGGGCCAUCCAGGCAUGACCAAGGUACCCACCAGAGUCGAGCUUCUCCACAGAUACCAAGUUCAAGCAAACCCCAGAUUCUUGUGCCAGGGGAGAAAAUAACUGGCAAAGUUAAGAGUGACAGUGGCACCGGAUAUGACACAGACAGCAGCCAAGACUCGAGGGAUAAAGGAAGCAGCUAUAAUGGCAGCAGUAAAAGCCGGAGCCGAGGUUGGAAACCUAGGAGAGAAACACUAAAUGUUGAUAGUAUUUUUAAUGAAAGUGACAAAGGACAGCACAGCCCAAGACAUAAACCACAUAUCAGUAACAAAGCUAAAUGCAGCAAAGACCAGGGUUUUAACAACUGGCCGAAGGAGAAUCCGAAGCAAAAAUGUUUAAUGACCAUAUAUGAAGACGAAAUGAAGCAGGAACUAGGCAGCAGGAGUUCCCUUGAAUGUGAUGGGAAAGGAGCAGAGAAAAGUAAAGGCGUCAGAGAGACUAAAGUUCACGGUGACAACUGGCAGAUGCAAAGGACUGAGUCUGGAUACGAGAGCAGUGAUCACGUGAGCAACGGAUCUGCCAAUUUGGACUCCCCUGUUCUCCAUGGAAACGGUACCGUAAUGGAGCUAGGUGGUGCUAAAGAGGCAGCGUCCUUCAGUGACCAGAUUAAGACAAGCAACCUAAAUAUAGAAUGUGUGAAUUGUACCUUUCAACAAAGCAAAAACCACUUAGAAGGCCUUAGAAAAGACCUCGGAAACUUGGAAGUAGGCUGUACAUUUCGUGACUUCCAUCCAGAAUCACAGCUGCCAAUAAAAAAUCAUUUGAUAAAAAGGCCUCAUGUACGUGAAACCAAUGGAAAGUCAUUCCCUUUGUCCGGUCCACAAGUCCUCAAGGACCAUACAGCAAGUGAGCAUAGUCACCAGUCAGAUGAACAGAAACUGGAAAAAUCGAGUGAAUCCAAAUUUUCUGAGUGGCUCGAUAAAGAAAAUUCUGAGAGAGCAGGUUUACUUCUUCACACCGGUGACAAUUCUGCUUCUGGAAAGAGAAUGAACUGUGAUGAAACAGUCUCGCCAUCGUCAUCCUCACAUGUGAGAACUGCUGGGUUGAAGCCAGACGCUGCUGCUCUCAUCCAGCCACAGACUGGGAUGGAGCAGUGUCAUUCUGAUGGCUGUCCAUCCAGCGGACGUAGACUUCAGUCCACCUGCAGGUCAGAUGGUCGUCAGAUGCCAAAACUCCGCAAUCCACCGCCCCCUUUACCACCAAAGCAAUACGCUAUAACCAGGGUGCCACAGCCAGAGAAAAGUGAUUGUUCACCUGAUGUCAGACUUACAGAGCUGUUCAAAGCUAACUCUUCUAGUCUUCCGAACCACAGUUUAAGUGCAGCUUCAGAACCAGGUUCAGGAGUGAGUACAGAUAUGAGUGAUGAAAGACUCAAGGAAACAUUUCAAGUGAAAGAGCAAGUGGGCAACUCACCGAACUACACGUCCAGCUCUUCAACUGAUGCUUUCCAGGCACACAUGGGUACAGUUGUCGAUGCAUGGUGCCAUCAAGAAAGAGACUCCAGUGCUACCUGCCCAAGUGACACAAUUUCAUUAACUACCUAUUUUUCAGUUGAUAGUUGCAUGACUGAUACAUAUAGAUUGAAAUACCAUCAGAGGCCCAAGCUCUGUUUUCCCGAAAGCAGUGGCCUCUGUAAUGAGAAUUCAACAGCUCAGAGCGAAAGAGGGCUGGGACCUGUGUCAUAUAAUAGUCUUGGUUCAAACUCCCCGUCUGAGCAAAGCUAUAACCCCAGUAUACAUUGUAAUAGACAAAUUAUGAAACCGGCAUGCUAAUACUCAGAGGCCAUCAAAAUACAAGAGGAAUCGACUGACCAAUCCUAGUGAAAAAUAAAAUUAAAACCAUGGCAUUUAUUAAGUCAUUAAUGACUAACUUUCUCUUUAUUUUUUAUUUUGUGAUAACCAACUUACUGGGAAAUUUAGAAAUCCCUUUGAAUAGUCUUGGCAUGCCUAGAAAAAUAGAAUAUCAGGGUGUAUACAAAGUCAUUUACCAUAUGCUGCUGUUGAAUAAAAAUGGAAUUCGUCCCUUCAUUUUGUGGUUGGUAGACCCAUAAGUACUAACCAGUCCUCAUGUAUGUAGAUUGGUAAACUAUGCUCAUUAAAAAAUGCCAGGUGAGACAGUCUGUGUAGUCAAAGCAGGAUUUGUUUCAUGAAGCACUUUCUCAUGGGGAACCAAAAGAACACUCAUGUUUCUGACUUCUGUGAUAGUCUGCUACAUGUGACCUCUGUAAGUGUCUUAGAAAAUAUGGACCCUUGAAAUUGAAAGUAUUAAAAAAAAAAAAAAGCCUUAAUGAUAAAGUUUUUCAAUUCAAUUCUCAAGGUCAGAACAAGAAAUUUAAUUUUGCUCCUAGAGCUUUUUUCUUCAGGACACCUGAGUUAGGCCUUUGUUACACGUAUGCAUAAACAUUACUUCAGCCAGGUAAGCUAAACAUAAUUAAAAUACUUUAGCAUAUUUAUUUAUCCUGUUACCUUUUUUCUAAUUUUAUAUGAAAUGUGAAAGGGUUUUAUUUGGGUUCAGUUUACUUUGGGCUGCUAAUAACCAGUGUUAGGAGUUCACCUGGUGCCCUUACUGGGAAUCUCACUGUGACUGCCUAAAUUCUCCCUGCUGUAAUCUUACCUGUUUAUAAGUUGUCAGCCUGUUUUGAUUUUUCUGAUUCUUGAAUCUGAAACACCUUCUGGGCUUCCAGAUUAAAUUUCUGCCUUUCAUAUAGAGGUUUAAUUUUAAUAAAGUGUAUUACUUUGAGCAUCCCUCCUUUUUUCUUUUUUUACUCUAAACAAAUAGUCAUUUUACCCUACUUUCAUGGAGAGGACUUUAUUUUUAAAUAAAAUAAUUUUCCAUUAUUAUGAUAACCUUACAAGUAUGAAAAUGUUACUUUUCUUACCUUAUUUCAUUAGUUGUCACUUUAUUUUGUACUAAGCCAGUAAAUUGUGGUUUAGUUUUAUAUUGUCCACUGCAGACAAUUGAGAAUUAUAGAAUUUAAAGUCUCCUUAUGUUUAUCAAGUUUAUGACUAUAACUUGAUAAUUAUAUAAACUAAUUAGUAAAUUUAACAUUUUGAUUGAUUCCAUAAAUGGUUAAAAUAUUCCAAAUUGUAAAUGAUUGAAACUACUUCUAGACAAAUAGAAGAUAAUUGUAAAAAUCUGACUU